Messenger RNA from Peromyscus eremicus (cactus mouse), 3963 nucleotides. RefSeq names its product enamelin (gene Enam). The record is from RefSeq and is a predicted model, not a curated record. Lineage: Eukaryota; Metazoa; Chordata; Mammalia; Rodentia; Cricetidae.
AUGUUGCUGCUUCAGUGCAGAAAUCCAGCCUCUCUUCCAAGGCCAUGUAACUUGGUACCAAAUGUAAAAAUGGAGAUCCUCCUGGUUUUGCUGGGUCUGCUCGGUAACUCUGCCGCCAUGCCUUUCCAGAUGCCAAUGCCCCGGAUGCCUGGAUUUAGCAGUAAAAGUGAAGAGAUGAUGCGAUAUAGUCAAUUCAACUUUAUGAAUGCCCCGCCUAUGAUGCAUAUGGGCCCCUAUGGAAACGGUUUGCCAAUGCCUCCACACAUGCCUCCGCCGUACCCUCCAUACCAGAUGCCCAUGUGGCCUCAGCCAGUACCCAAUGCAUGGAAUCCACCCCCAAUGCCCAAUUUCCCAAGCAAGCCUGAUCAAACCCAGGAGACUGCCAAACCCAACCAGACCAAUCCGCAAGAGCCACAACCACAGAAGCAGCCUCCAAAGGAACCACCAAAUGAAGCAGCACGGGCCAAAGAGGAAGCCCAGCCACCUCAGCCAUUUCCACCAUUUGGCAAUGGGCUUUACCCCUAUCAACAACCACCAUGGCCUAUUCCACAGAGGGGACCACCACCAGCCUUUGGACGUCCAAAAUUCAGCAAUGAAGAAGGAAAUCCUUACUAUGCAUAUUUUGGAUAUCACGGCUUUGGGGGUCGUCCUUAUUAUUCGGAAGAGAUGUUUGAAGAUUAUGAAAAACCCAAAGAAAAAGAUCCUCCUAAACCAGAGGACCCACCCCCAGACGACCCACCCCCAGAGGCCUCCACUAACUCAACUGUGCCAGAGGCUAAUGCCACACAGUCAGUUCCUGGAGGAAGUCAAGGCGGAAAUGAUACUAGCCCAAUAGGGAACAGCCCUGGGCCGAAUGCUGGCAACAACCCUACAGUUCAAAAUGGUAUCUUCCCUCUCCCUAAAGUAAAUGUUUCAGGCCAAGGAGUAUCGAAAAACCAAAUUCCGUGGAGACCAAGUCAGCCAAAUAUUUAUGAGAAUUAUCCUUAUCCGAAUAUGCGAAAUUAUCCUUCAGGAAGACAAUGGCAAACCACCGGUACCAUGGAGCCCAGACAGAACAGACCUGGUUACCAAAACCCACAAAUACAAAGGGGUCCUCAGUGGAAUUCCUUUGAUUGGGAAGGCAAACAAACUACUCGUCCAGGAAAUCCAACUUACCGCAAACCUCUCCCUCCUACUUCAGGAGUCAAAUAUCCCAACUCUGCAGGAAAUCCAGUAAAUUUUGGAAGAAAAUUGCCUGGGCCAAAUAAACCCUUUCUGGGAGCCAAUCCGGCCCCAAAUAAACCCUUCGUGGGACCCAAUCCGGCCUCAAAUAAGCCCUUCAUGGGAACCAAUCCAGCCUCAAAUAAACCCUUCAUAGGAACCAAUCCAGCCUCAAAUAAACCCUUCAUGGGAACCAAUCCAGUCCCAAAUAAACCCUUCAUGGGAACCAACCCGGCUUCAAAUAAACCCUUUCUGGGAGCCAAUCCAGCCUCAAAUAAACCCUUUGUGGGAACCAAUCCAGCCUCAAAUAAACCCUUUCUAGGAGCCAAUCCAGCCUCAAAUAAACCCUUUGUAGGAACCAAUCCAGUCCCAAAUAAACCUUUUGUGGGAGCCAAUCCAGCUGCAAAUAAACCCUUUGUGGGAACCAAUCCAGCUGCAAAUAAACCAUCUACAGGAACCAAUGCUGCCUCAAAUAAACCAUUUGUGAGAAACAAUGCUGCCGCAAAUAAACCACUUGUGAGAAACAAUGCUGCCUCAAAUAAACCAUUUGUGGGUGCCAAUGCUGCCUCAAACAAACACCCUGUGGGAACCAAUGUGGCCUCCAUGGGUCCUAAACAGGUUACUGAUAGCCACAAUGUGAAAACCCAAAAUCCAAAGGAAAAGUCACCAGGUCAAAAAGAAAGAACAGUCAGUUCCACAAAAGAUACAGCCAGACCCUGGAGAAACUCUCAACAAUAUGGAAUUAACAAACCAAAUUAUAAUUUGCCUCACCAUGAGGGUAGCAGGGUAGGCCCAAAUUUUAAUUCUUUUGAUCAACAAGAAAACCCCUACUUCUCAAGAGGAGAUUCCAGAAGAAUGCCAAGUCCAAAAAUACAAAUCCAAAGCCAGAAUCUGCCCAAAGGAAUUGCUUUAGAGCCAAGAAGAACCCCAUUUGAAUCAGAAACUAAGAAACCUGAAUUAAAGCACAGUACACAACAGCCUGCGUACCCUAAGAAAAUCCCUUCUCCUACAAGAAACCGUUUCCCUGCUGAAAGAAACUCCUGGAAUCACCAAGAAAUCCCUCCACCCUUAAAGGAUCAUGGGAGGCAGGAAGAAAUGUUACCUUAUCCUUCCUAUGGCUCUAGAGGGAAUAUUUUUUACCAUGACUAUAACAACCCUUACUAUCCUAAUGAGAACUCACCAUACAUUAGAAGCAAUACAUGGAAUGAGAGGGUUAGCUCUCCCAGUACUAUGAGGCAACCAGAAAAUCCACAGUACCCCAUGAAUUCUCUAGACCAGAAGGAGACAGAGCAGUAUAAUGAAGAGGAUCCAAUUGAUCCAAAUGAAGAUGAAUCUUUUCCAGGACAAAGUAAAUGGGGUGAUGAAGAGCUGAACUUCAAAGGAAGCCCAACAAUUAGGCAGUAUGAAGGUGAUAAAUACGCCUCAACCCUACCACAAGAAUAUCUUCCCUAUUCCUUAGGUAAGCCACCUAAGGAAACUUUUCCUUACAGUGAAAUCUAUCCCUGGAACCCACAUGAAAAUUUUCCAAUCUAUAAUCCAGGUCCUACGAUAGCACCACCUGUGGACCCCAGAAAUUAUUAUAUUAAUAAUGCCAUAGGACAAGAAGAAAGCACUCUCUUUCCUUCAUGGACCUCCUGGGACCACGGGAAUCAAGCACAGAAGCAAAGAGAAAGUGAGCCAUAUUUCAGUGGAAAUAUCUGGGGUCAGUCCACAAGUUCACACAAAUCUAAUCCACCAAACCAGAAGAGGAACCAUCCUACCAGUUCCCCUGCUGGACUUCCGAAAGACCCAACAUGGCUUGAAGGUGAGAAUCUGAACUAUGAUUUACAAAUUACUAAUUUAAGUCCACCAGAGAGAGAACAGUUGGCUUUCCCUGAUUUCAUUCCUCAAAGUUACCCAUCAGGCCAAAAUGAAGCACACUUAUUUCACCACAGUCAGAGAGGUUCCUGCUGUAUUGGUGGCUCCACGGCACACAAAGACAAUGUGCUGGCCCUACAAGACUACACUUCAUCCUAUGGUCUUGCACCAAGGGAGACCAAAAAAACCAGCCCUGUGCAUACAGAAAGUAGUUAUACCAAGUAUGCAAGACCUAAUGUCUCCCCAACCAGCAUCCUACCUAGUCAAAGAAACAUCUCAGAGAAUAAACUAACUGCAGAGCCAAACCCAAGUCCUUUUGGAGAUGGUGUCCCUGCUCUGAGGAGGAACACACCAUAUUCUGGAAAGAAUCAACUAGACACCGGAAUUAUGGCCUUUCCUGAAGCCAGCUCUCCUCAGCCAAAAAAUACACCCUGUCUUAAAAGUGACCUUGGAGGAGAUCGGAGGGAUGUUCUGAAACAAUUUUUUGAAGGCAGCCAGCUCAGUGAAAGAACUGCUGACCUUAUUCCUGAACAGCUUGUUAUUGACAUCCCUGAUAAAGGCUCUGGCCCAGACAGCAUACAAAGUGAAGGCCAAGGAAAUGGGGACGAGAUGCAGCAGCAAAGACCACCUACCAUCCUUAAGGUGCCAUGUUUUAGCUCCAAAUUAGCAAAGUUUCACUCUUCAAGCACUGGACCUCCAACUAAUGAUGGAAGACAAAGCCUGCUUAAUGGUGCUCUCUCUACACCUACUGAAAAUCCUAAGACAUCAGUUGGGUUAGCUACGAGGGAACAAUUUAAAAGUAUAAAUGUAGAUCAAGCGAAUGCAGAUGAACACACUACAUUUGAAGCUUUUCAAGGAACCAGUCAAGAGGACCAAGUACAAGGCUGCUUACUGCUUCAGGCUUAG